Fomitiporia mediterranea MF3/22 is the source of this 1261-nucleotide messenger RNA. RefSeq names its product manganese peroxidase (gene FmMnP2a). NCBI's taxonomy places the organism in Eukaryota, Fungi, Basidiomycota, Agaricomycetes, Hymenochaetales, Hymenochaetaceae. Gene Ontology annotation, molecular function: heme binding; peroxidase activity. The record is from RefSeq and is a predicted model, not a curated record. Gene Ontology annotation, biological process: cellular response to oxidative stress; response to reactive oxygen species; hydrogen peroxide catabolic process. The transcript has 4 exons. The coding region runs from base 29 to 1063 and encodes 344 amino acids.
CUCUUAGCUAUCCUGAUCUCUUUGUACAAUGUCUUUCAAGGCCCUCUUUGCCAUCGCCUCCCUUGCUGCGAGUCUCUCUGGCUCCUCUGCAGCACUCACUCGUCGUGUUACUUGCCCUGAUGGCGUUAACACUGCUACAAAUGCUGCCUGUUGUCCUUUCUUUGCUCUUCGCGAUGACCUUCAAACCAAUCUGUUCGAGAAUGAAUGUGGUGAAGAGGUCCGCGGAAUGCUUCGUCUGGUUUUCCACGACGGGAUUGCAUUCUCGCCAACUCUUGGUGGUGGCGGAGCUGACGGCUCGAUCCUCACGUUUUCUGACACAGAACUGACGUUCGCCGCCAACGGUGGUAACGGCGGUGUCGAGGAUUUCGUCGACGCAUUGAAACCUUUCCUUGCGAAGCACAAUGUCUCCGCUGGUGACUUGGUUCACUUCGCUGGUGCGUUCGGCAUCACCAAUUGCGAAGGCACUCCCCAAGUUCAGUUCCUCGCGGGUCGUCCAAACGCCACUGCAGCAGCUCCUGAUGGACUCGUUUCUCAACCAGGAGACUCUGUUGAUACUAUCAUCGCUCGCUUCGCCGACGCUGGCUUCAGUUCGGACGAACUUGUUGCCUUGCUCGCAUCCCACUCACUCGCCGCGGCCGAUACACUCACAGGUACUGUUCAAGGUGAACCAUUCGACAGCACUGCGCAUAUUUUCGAUAGUCAGUUCUUCAUCGAGACACGUUUGCACUCCGCGAUUCCUGGAGAGGCUCGCCUUCCAUCCGAUGCGGCUAUCGCCCGUGACGACCGUACUUCGUGCACGUGGCAGAGCUUCAUUGACGACGAAAAUUCGAUGCGUAGCGCUUUUGGCGCCGCCAUGGCUAAGCUUGCUGUUGUUGGCCAGGACGUUUCUCAGCUCGUUGACUGCUCAGAACUCAUUCCUCAACCUCCGGCGCACAACCCUGACCCGUUCUUCCCUGGAACGUCAACCCUCUCCGAUGUCGAUGCAGCGUGCACUCAAACACCUUUCCCGACUCUUACGCAGAACACGGCUGUCACAUCAGUCACUCCCGUUAAUGAGUUCUGAGAAUUAAAUAACUGAUUGGUGUAUGGGUCGUAAUGUAGAGUUAAUAUUUGGUGUCUGAUUUUGGGCUUCUGGGUGUCUGUUGUCGUAACAUUAUGUGUUUUUUAUACUGCUCCGCCUGUGGUGAUAGGAAAACGAUACAUAAUUGUAUCUUGAUGUGUUAUGUGAAUGUACUUGAAUGUUACUAAAGAUUGACGGCAA